GCCUCGUCUCGCUUCAGGCCUUCAGCUUCCAUUAAUUUCCUUCCGUGGGUUUGCGUGCUUCUAGCUCCGCUUGCUUGUCUACCGGCCAUGUCUUCCCGCGGCGGCGGGGUAGGGGGCCGGCGCGGUGGCCCCGGCGGCGCCAGCAGUGUCCGUGGCGGCGAGCGCGGACGCAAACGCGGUCGAGGUGCUUUGGACGCCGUGGAGCCCCGCGUCCCGCUUCCACGGGGCACGGGAUCCGGCCCUGGGGCUGGCCGGGACGGAGCCGCCGCGCCGGUGCCGGCGCUGCAACCGGCGGAGGCGGAUGUGCUCAGCGGCGAGGUGGAGACGGAGAUGGCGGCCGGGAUGGAGGCGCGCGAGGGGGCGUCGUCGUCGUCGUCUGCUUCGGCGCCGGCGGUGGGGGAGGUCGAGCCGCCGUCGCGGGCGGUCGGUGCGCUGCCGCCGACGUCGAGCAAGGCGGUGGUGCUCCAGGCGAGGCCGGGGUUCGGGACGGUCGGGACGAGCUGCCGCGUCCGCGCCAACCAUUUCGUCGUGCAGCUUGCCGACAAGGAGAUCUACCAUUACGAUGUUGCCAUCGCCCCUGAAUUGAGAUCUCGAGAAAGGAACAGGAAUAUAAUCAAUGAACUUUUAAGAUCACACAAAAAAUACUUGGAUGGGCGGCGUUCGCCUGCUUAUGAUGGAAGAAAAGGCAUGUUUACGGCUGGUGCAUUGCCUUUUACAGACAGAGAGUUCGUUGUCAAAAUUGCAAACGACCCUGAGAGAGGAAACCAGGGGGAGAAAGAGUUCAAAGUGACCAUAAAGUGUGCUGGUGCUGCAAACUUAUAUAUGCACAGCCUUAAGCAAUUCUUGGCUGGUAGGCAGAGAGAGCUGCCGCAAGACACUAUCCAGGCUCUUGAUAUCGCUCUUAGGGAAUGUCCCAGUUCAAGGUACAUAUCCAUCUCAAGAUCGUUUUUCUCACAAGCAUUUGGACAUAAGGAUAUUGAUUGUGGCGUUGAAUGGUGGAGAGGGUAUUACCAGAGUCUACGCCCCUCGCAGAUGGGUUCUCUUAAUAUUGAUAUUUCUGCAACAACAUUUUACAAGGCUCAGCCAGUAAUUGACUUUGCAUUGGACUAUCUGAACAUGAACAUUCGUGAUGCUUAUUCAAGGUGUUUACGUGAUCAGGACCGUCUGAAACUAAAGAAAGCCCUUAAAGGAGUCCGGGUUGAGACCACACAUCGACGUGAUGUGUCCAUACGUUACAAAAUUACUGGGCUAACUUCAGCUCCUUUGAAGGACAAUGCAAGCACCUUUUAUUUGAUCAGAUUGAAUUUUAUCUAUUUAUCCACAUCAUAUACAUCGACUUGUUAUGUUUGCUUGUACAGGUUUGAUCAAGAUGGGACAAGGGUAUCAGUUGUCCAGUACUUCAAUCGCCAAUACAGUUAUUCUUUGAAAUAUAUUAACUGGCCGUGCCUUCAGGCUGGCAGCGACAGCAGGCCAACAUAUUUACCUAUGGAGGUUUGCCGCAUAGUAAAAGGACAACGCUAUUCUAGAAAAUUAAAUGAAUGUCAAGUCACACGCAUGUUGAGGUUGGCACGUGAGACACCAGAAGAAAGGGAGAAUAGUAUUUUAGAGAUUGCUAAUGAAAACAACUAUGGCAAUGAUUAUCAUGCCAGAGAAUUUGGCAUCGGGGUGACAAACCAACUUGCCUUAGUCGAUGCUCGUGUACUCCCUGCUCCAAUGCUUAAGUACCAUGACUCUGGACAAGAGAAAGUAUGUAAUCCUUCCAUUGGUCAGUGGAACAUGAAUAACAAGAGGAUGCUCAAUGGUGGAUCCAUCAAUUACUGGGCAUGCUUGACUUUUGCUUCCUGCGUACGUCUGGCUGAAGUUAGGACGUUUUGCAAGGAGUUGGUUCGUGUGUGCAAUAGCAUUGGCAUGCAAAUUACCGGGGAACCAUGUGUCCGUAUUAGGCAAGAACGCCAAGAUCACUUAGAUGCUGCUGUCAGAGAUAUACAUCGACAAUCUGCAGAAUUUCUUUCUCAACAAGGUGUGAUCGGGCAACAACUUGAGUUACUGGUAAUAGUACUACCUGAUGCAAAUGCAACUGUCUUUUAUGGAAGGAUAAAGCGGCUUUGUGAAACUGAACUUGGUGUGAUAACUCAGUGCUGUUUAGCUAGGAAUGUUCAGAAUGUCCGCACACAAUAUCUCCGAAACCUGGCACUUAAAAUCAAUGUUAAGGUUGGUGGACGAAAUACAGUACUGGAAGAUGCUUUGCAUAGGAGAAUUCCUCUGUUAACAGAUAUGCCUACAAUGAUCUUUGGAGCUGACGUGACCCAUCCACCUGCCGGGGAGGAUUCAUCUCCAUCAAUUGCUGCGGUUGUUGCAUCGAUGGAUUGGCCAGAAGUGUCAAAAUACAAAUGCUCGGUUUCUUCGCAAAGCCAUAGGGAAGAGAUCAUAGCUGAUCUCUUCACAGAGGUGAAAGAUUCACAGAACAGACUUGUUUAUGGUGGAAUGAUCAGAGAGUUGAUAGAGUCUUUCCGUAAAGCAAAUGGCAGCUACAAACCUGGAAGGAUAAUAUUUUAUCGAGACGGUGUUAGUGAAGGCCAGUUUAGCCAAGUUCUGCUUAGUGAAAUGGAUGCAAUUCGGAAGGCUUGUGCUAGCAUAGAGGAGGGCUACCUCCCUCCAGUUACCUUUGUUGUGGUGCAAAAGAGGCAUCACACCCGUCUUUUUCCUGAAGAUCAUCACGCGAGGGAUCAGAUGGAUCGAAGCAGAAACAUCUUACCUGGAACUGUUGUUGACACUAAGAUAUGCCAUCCCAGUGAAUUUGACUUUUACCUUUGUAGCCAUUCUGGCAUUCAGGGAACAAGCCACCCCACGCAUUACUAUGUUCUAUUCGACGAGAACAAUUUCAGCGCCGAUGCAUUGCAAACAUUGACUUACCAUUUGUGCUACACAUAUGCACGCUGCACGCGAUCAGUCUCCAUAGUUCCUCCGGUGUACUAUGCGCACCUGGCGGCUUCCAGAGCGCGGCACUACCUGGAGGAGGGAUCACUCCCCGACCACGGAUCGUCUUCUGCUUCUGCAGCCGGCGGUUCUCGGCGGAACGACCGUGGUGUGCCGGUGAAGCCGCUGCCAGAGAUUAAGGAGAAUGUGAAGCAGUUCAUGUUUUACUGCUGAAGUAACUAGUCCCUCCGUUUCAGGUUAUAAGACUUUCUACCAUUGCCGACAUUCAUAUAGAUAUUAAUAAAUCUAAACAUAUGUAAAUAUGUAAAAUCUAGACAUAUAUGUCUAAAUUCAUUAAUAUUUAUGUGAAUAUAGACAAUACUAGAAAAUCUUAUAAUAUAAAAUGGAGGAAGUAGCUAGCUUGCUAGGUGGAUCAUCUUUUGCCAAGAACCAAGUUAAGCGUCUGUCCGUGCUUUUGUGUGGUUGUGAAAUCAGACUCGGUGUCUUGCAGAUCGACUUGUGUGUUGUGAAUAUGUUAAAGUCACAACAGUCUGGGCUAAGCUAAGUAGUAGUACUUCAUAGUACUAGAAUAUGGGAAUCAUGUUGGACACAAUCUGAAGUUAACCGGCUGCUGUUGUUAUGCCGGCUUCACAUAUAUUGUUUGUGCGAUCUACUCACUUUUUUUCAAAAUAAGAAAAGACUAGAAUACCUCUAUCUUA
Molecule: messenger RNA, 3635 nt
Organism: Oryza sativa Japonica Group (Japanese rice)
Lineage: Eukaryota; Viridiplantae; Streptophyta; Magnoliopsida; Poales; Poaceae
Source: RefSeq, a predicted model, not a curated record